Anopheles bellator is the source of this 4766-nucleotide messenger RNA. RefSeq lists its product as uncharacterized. The transcript has 2 exons. The coding region runs from base 1 to 3366 and encodes 1121 amino acids. The record is from RefSeq and is a predicted model, not a curated record. Gene Ontology annotation, biological process: establishment of epithelial cell polarity. Lineage: Eukaryota; Metazoa; Arthropoda; Insecta; Diptera; Culicidae.
AUGGGUGAUGCCAAAGUGAAACAACCCUUCUUCGGGACACAAGCGCAUCAUCAUCACCACCACCACCACCAUCACCAUACUCAUAAUCACGCUGCUCCCGCCGAAUCAUCGCUUGUUACGCCGACGACGAGUUCGACUCACAGCAACGGUGUAACCAUGUCAACGGCAGUGAUUGAUGCUAAGCAUUCCACCAGCACCGGCCUGUUGAAUUCACAGCAUACGGUAGGACCCGGAGCAGGCAAAGAUGCCGCGGGCACCAUGGCGAAAAGCGCAGGUGCCGCCAAAUAUGAGCAGCUUAAGCAGCGGAAGCAAGAGUUACAGAAACUGCUCAACGAAAAGUACAGCCAGCUGCAGCAGAUUAAGCGCGAAGAAGCGCAGCUCAUCGGGAUGUAUCCGAGUGACUUUAGCUGUGGUAUUGGCCCAUCUGACGGACCGGCAGGUACGGCCGCGGGUGGCAACGGUGCCAUGAGCAAUGGCAGUGCCCCGACGUUACGGCGUAAGAUUGGCACCAGCUUUAAGUUGCCGGAAAACUUGCUGAACAACAAGGAAGAUGACAUCAACAAACUGCUGCUGGAGAAGCAGAUACAGCAGCAAAUAUCAGAAGCUUCACUGCGCCUGGCGAACGACGGUGGCCAGCCAAAGUCCGUUCGGCGCACCCACAAGCAAAACUAUGAGCAAGCGCAACAGAAACUGCUAGCCAUUAAUCAGAAUCUAAGUGCGCUGAAAAAACGACAGCAGCAACAGCAGCAGCAACAGCAGCAACAGCAACAGCAAUCACAGCAACCGGCGGCCGACCAUAAACCUGCGGCUAGGGACGAUAUCGAUCUGCACAAAACGGCGCAGGUGAAUCGGUUCCGAUCGAAUAGCAACAGCAGCAGUAUGCUAAUGCAUCUGUCCGAGAGGCGCAAUUCCGUCAAAUCGACUGGUUCUUCGAACGCUUCGGGCAGCAUUGCAGCUCAGCAUCAUCAGCAUAUUCAGCACCAGCAGCAGCAAAUGUUACAGGUGCAAAUUCCCCCUGGACACUAUCAUCACUCUCCUCAGCUACAACACCACCCGCCAAUGCAGCAAAAGCAGCAAAUAUCGCCUUACUCGAUUCACAGUGGAAUCAUACCCUCUGGUUCGCAGAGCAUGACAUCGGCUGCCUCUGCGGCGAUGAUUUCCCAACUCAGCAUGCUGCGACAUCGCGGUAGAACGGACAGCUUUAGUGGGAUUGUUAGCUACGAUUCCCUUUCGGCCGGUUCGGCCGCAGAACUUAGCGUGAAGAUGUCACCGAUCAGUGCGAACGGCAGUAUCGCCAGCGGUGGAAGCAUUGGACAGCUACAACAACAUCACCAUCAUCAACAGCAACAGCCACAGAUGACGGUUGGUCCUGGCCCGUCGCGGAUGAACAGACUGAUCCAGCAGCAGAUUGGUGUUAACUAUAGUCCACCACCAGGAGUUGUUGUCGGUGGUGGCAGUGGCACCAGCGGUUAUGUGCUUUCACCUACCCUUGCCGCGGGGUCACCGAGUGGAAACGUUGGCCAAGCAUUUGUGUACGACACUAAAGUGAUCGCUUGUCUACAGGGCAGCGUAAACAGUAACAUGCAUCACUUUUCGUCGCCUCCAUCGCACCCACAGCAAGUUCAGUUGGGAUCUACGGUCGGAAACGGUCCACACGGUCACGGUCAUCAUCUGUUGAGCGAUCAAAAUUUGUGUCCGAAUGCGAUGGCCGCACCAACGAGCGGUGGCUACGAGCAGGCUAUUGAUCAGCAUGCGACGGCGAGCGUUGGAACUCCGGUCGGUUUGGGAGGCUAUUGGAUGACACUGGAGAACGGUGAGAAGGUUUGGUGCUCGGUGGACAGUCGACAGUUUUCCAGCCUAGACCGAAAGCAGGGCGCGGGCGCCGGAGGUAGUAUGAAGCUUUCGCGAACGAGCAUCAAGCUUACAUCCAAACCCACGGGACAGCUGCAACCGGCGGUGAAGUCCUCGUCGUUGGGCAACUUCCAAGAGUACAUCAGCAAAUCUGGUUCUUUGACACAGGACGAUGACAUGAUCACGGUCCAGCCGGAUGCCAUUUCCGUUACGUCCGGCUCCAGUGAGCAUAAGAAGCGUGAGAAGGUGUGGCGCGAGACGUCGCUCGAUAGUCCGCUUCUGAAGCAUAAAACACUCCCACCCGUACCUCCUGGCCCGUCGCACACCGUCGGAACACUACACGCGAACGGACAUCUGUUGCAGUCACCGGGUGCGAUCUCACCGAACUCACCAUCAUAUCAUCACCACAAUGUGGUCACCAACAAUCCGACCAUUCCUUUACAUAUUAACACAAAUGUUUCAUCGUAUACCUCGUCUUCGCCUUUGCUGUUGUCCCCUCAGCAAAUGCGAUACUAUCAGCAACGCCAGCAACAGCUUCUAGAGCAGCAGCGUCAACGAAUGAAGCAGCAGCAGCACCAGCAGCAGAGUUUGCAACCGCCUCUUCCCAUGUCCACGAUGAAUGCGACAUCAACCGCAUCACUCACGACGACAACGUUGGAGCAUUACAACGCUUUGCAUUAUCAGCAACACAAACCGCAGAAUCCGCCUCCGUAUCAUUCGCGCCAACAGCAUCCACCCCCACCACCGUUGCCACCGCCGAAUCAGCACCACUACCACCACUCGCAGCAACGUCUACAGCAUCCUCCUCCGCCGCCUCCACCGCCCCCACUAAUUCAUCCGCAACAUCUUGACCUAUUACCACCCUCCUUGUACACCCAGCAUGAUGGCGUACCAUCGUCGACCCAUUUGUCCCCCUCGGUGACCACUGGCAGUCGAGUAGUGAGUCAUCAUCUCGAUGGCGGAACGAGUUACGGCUACCAUUCCGGUACACUCUCUUCCCGGCAUCCGGAUCUGCUCAUUUCACCGACGCUCUCGCAAGCCUCGUCCCACACGCUAACCUCUCCGACGACGAUCGUUCAGGCACUCCCGAUCGGUAGAGCGGGUGGUGACGAGACUAGCAACAUUUCACCGACUCCCUCCGCGAAUAUGAUGCAUCAGCCGGCCAUGACGGGACCGCAGUAUACGGGCGCGGGAGGGCCAAAGUCUGACAUUCAGAUGGAGUCGCCCAAAAACAUAACGGUCGUACAGCAAGGCAAAAUAAUGCCCUACAAGGAGGUUACGAAGCCGUUCGAGAUGUCCGAUUUCUACAAAUACUCCACCAAGUAUCGGCAGAAGCAGCAACAACAGCAGCAGCCCCACCAAGCGCGGCCUGAUCAAUAUCAAUCGGUGGAGGAACAAAGUACCGGACAGCAGCAGGACGGUGACGGUGAUGGCGGCAGCGGGGAAGGCAUACACAAGGGUAUCUAUCAGCCACCGAAUCGAUCGAUUUGUCAGCCGAUCAACAACUACAACUGACGCAACAAGCGCAAACGAUAACGCAGAAGAUUUCAAGCAAUAGCAAACAGAAUACUAUUGUAAUUAGGUGUCGUUAUCUACCGUUCCCGCUGAUCGUUCUUUUUAGGUAGAGUCGAAGGAUACGCGAUGUUUGGUGGCUGGAAGAGAGGGGACGUUGUUGCGCGUUGAGCUGUAACUAACUAUUGUACCUGUGCGCGGAAUUUGGGAAUGUAGUUGAUAAGGUCGAUGAUAAGAAUAUUUGUUAGGGGGUGAGGUUUGCCAAUACUAGACACUCGUAGCGAUUGUGUGCUGCUUAUAGUUAUCUUUUCCCUUUUUUGCUGAUAAAAGUGAUUGCAGAAGAACAGAGAAAAACAAUUUUUUGUAGCCACUUUUUUAGCCACAGCCACCUGGUGGCAAUGAAAGGGAACUCGUACCGAUCUCCUCUUACCUUGAACUAGAAACAAGCGAAAGAAGGACGAAUGAAUGGAAUGGAAGGGAAGCAAUUACAACAUAAACAACGCUAAACAAUGAUACUUUCUUCCUGAUGCUGAAAGAUCAACCGAUCACCUAGCAAAAACGGUCCGGCUGGAUGAGCGGGUGACAAUCUGACUACUUCCUCCAGAAAAGACUUACAAAAACAGCGUAGCAUUUUGCGCAAUUGCCGUUUACUUACAAAAUCGGUAGAAAUAUUUAUUGUGGAAUACACAAAAAUAAGACUGUAGUGCACUAUGGUAGUGCAACGAGAAAGACACCGGAGAGAGAAGACCACACAACGAACUGUACCUCCGAUCAUCAAAUAGCUGUUAGUAGGUUGAGAGAGCUCGUCAUAGGCACACAAUAGUGCGUAUUGCCUUUCGUAGGGUUUAAAAACAAUAGCUAAACUGUGGCCUUUACGAUGCCACGGGCAACAACAGAAAGUGACAGGGAUAGAGAAAGCUAUGACUUUAUCUGAUUUACCUGUUUCUUAGGUAUUCGAUCAUAUUUCUAAUUUAUAAGGAACUUAAAUUAGGCGCUCCUUGCUUUGGAAAGGUAGUACAGAAGCGAUAUAGCGAUUACAAGUGCGUUGUGUUAAGUUUCCGUGCGGUGUUAGUUAAAGAAACGACAAUAUAAGACUUAGAUUAGCAAUGCAAUUAUUGGUUCUCACGCAACCGUUGCGUUACGUUUGCUUGUUGAAACAACGGAGCGCCACAACUUCAGAUUCUAAAUUGUUUUACAAAAAUCGUUGACGUUGAGCAAAUCGUUGACAAAAACCGUUGACCGCUGUUACUCAGACAUUUCUUCUGCCACCGACGAGGAUGUUGUUUAUCGAAAAACAAAAUCUCAAAGUAACAUGAGAGGCAAAAGUGAUUUUGCUGCAUAAUAUAAUAUGGGAACAUCCGAGCUAAGUCUUAGACGGUAAGAAGGGGGUUAAACAACAACUG